AUGCGGCAUGGGAAGAAGCGCCGCCGCCUCCCGCUCCUGCUUCUCUGCCUCGCCAUGCUGCUCCCCCGCGCGCUGCUCGUGCCAACCGCCUCAGCAUUAUCGUUGCCGGUGCUGUGAGCAGGGUUCGACAACUACGUGCUGGUGCUGCAGUGGCCGGGCACCAUCUGCCGCCAGUCCACUCAUUUGGUUUCCGUGUACGUUUUCUGCAGAUCGAAGCCCCUCAAAUGGUUCACAAUCUAUGAGCUCUGGCCACAUUACAACCAUGGGGGAUGGCCAUCAUGUUGCAGACCCGCCACAUUCAACAUCACCAAGAUCUUAAUGUUGACACCGAUACUUAAGAAGUACUGGUCGUCCUUGUACUGUGGUCCUUCUUCAACCUGCUUUGGUGGAAGGGGGCCAUUUUAG
Phragmites australis (common reed) is the source of this 405-nucleotide messenger RNA. Its product is annotated as ribonuclease 2-like. The record is from RefSeq and is a predicted model, not a curated record. Gene Ontology annotation, molecular function: ribonuclease T2 activity; RNA binding. Gene Ontology annotation, biological process: RNA catabolic process. Lineage: Eukaryota; Viridiplantae; Streptophyta; Magnoliopsida; Poales; Poaceae. Gene Ontology annotation, cellular component: extracellular region.